Molecule: messenger RNA, 1495 nt
Organism: Glycine soja
Lineage: Eukaryota; Viridiplantae; Streptophyta; Magnoliopsida; Fabales; Fabaceae
Product: farnesyl pyrophosphate synthase 1
Exons: 12
Coding region: 199-1227 (342 amino acids)
Biological process (GO): trans, trans-farnesyl diphosphate biosynthetic process
Cellular component (GO): cytoplasm
Molecular function (GO): dimethylallyltranstransferase activity; (2E,6E)-farnesyl diphosphate synthase activity
Source: RefSeq, a predicted model, not a curated record
CGCGUGAAAUAACUCACACUAUUUCAUUUACUCACUCACAGGGCGAAUAGCUCCACGCUUCUCGUUCCUUAAAUUCCUCUUCCCAAGCUCUCUCUCUCUCUCUCUCUGCGUGUUUUCCCUUCUUGUCCAUUCAUAUAUAUCACAAUUUCAACUGCAAAUUUUGAACAAAACUUAAUUAAGAAAUCCUUCUCCGGAGCCAUGGCAGAUCUCAAGUCCACAUUCUUGAACGUCUAUUCUGUUCUCAAAUCUGAACUCCUCCACGACCCUGCUUUUGAGUUCUCCGAUGAUGCUCGUAAUUGGGUCGACCGGAUGCUGGACUACAAUGUGCCGGGAGGAAAGUUGAACCGGGGACUGUCAGUAAUUGAUAGCUACAGAUUGUUAAAAGAAGGACAGGCAUUAAAUGAUGACGAAAUUUUUCAUGCCAGUGCUCUUGGUUGGUGUAUUGAAUGGCUUCAGGCAUAUUUUCUUGUUCUUGAUGACAUUAUGGAUAACUCUCACACACGCCGUGGUCAGCCAUGCUGGUUUAGAGUGCCCAAGGUUGGAAUGAUUGCAGCCAAUGAUGGAGUUCUACUAAGAAACCAUAUUCCACGUAUCCUUAAAAAGCACUUCAGGGGAAAGCCAUAUUACGUUGAUCUUCUUGAUUUGUUUAAUGAGGUUGAGUUCCAGACUGCUUCAGGACAGAUGAUAGAUCUGAUCACCACACUGGAAGGAGAAAAAGACCUGUCUAAAUACACAUUAACACUGCAUCGACGUAUUGUUCAGUACAAGACUGCAUAUUAUUCCUUUUACCUUCCGGUUGCAUGUGCAUUGCUCAUGGCGGGUGAGGAUCUUGACAACCAUGUUGAUGUAAAGAACAUUCUUGUUGAGAUGGGAACAUACUUUCAAGUACAGGAUGAUUAUUUGGAUUGUUUUGGUGAUCCUCAAACAAUUGGAAAGAUAGGUACAGAUAUUGAAGAUUUCAAGUGCUCUUGGUUAGUUGUGAAAGCCUUGGAACUUAGUAAUGAACAACAAAAGAAAGUUCUACACGAGAACUAUGGUAAGGCAGAUCCAGAAAAUGUUGCUAAAGUUAAGGCCCUGUAUAAUGAGCUUAAUCUUCAGGCUGUAUUUGAGGAGUAUGAGAACGGGAGCUAUGCAAAGCUUGUUUCCUCCAUUGAGGCUCAUCCUAGCAAAGCAGUUCAAGCUGUAUUGAAGUCCUUUUUGGCUAAAAUUUACAAGCGGCAGAAGUAGAGUCAACUUAAGGUGAGGACCAAAAUUGUUGAACAUGCAAUAGAAACUAGAGUUGUGAUUUCUAUCUAGAGCAGUAUCAUGUUCCGUGGCUUGGAAUUUUUCAAAAAUUGAUUUUCUUCUUGUCAUUUUUUUUUAAUUUUUGUUUUUUAGUGAUAAGAUCUUGUUGUAUUUUAUCUUCUAAUCUGUCUUGGGAUACUUGUUUGACUAUUUAUAAUUUCUUCUGAAACUUUUGGUUCAUUAUUAUUAGAGUUCUGUUAUUUAUAUAAUA